Molecule: messenger RNA, 2639 nt
Organism: Cladophialophora immunda
Lineage: Eukaryota; Fungi; Ascomycota; Eurotiomycetes; Chaetothyriales; Herpotrichiellaceae
Exons: 3
Coding region: 135-2300 (721 amino acids)
Biological process (GO): regulation of DNA-templated transcription
Molecular function (GO): DNA-binding transcription factor activity, RNA polymerase II-specific; zinc ion binding
Source: RefSeq, a predicted model, not a curated record
CUCCUGCUUCCGACCUCGCCGACAUCUCAAAAUCCCCUGGGAACCUUGUGCUAAAUACUCCAUACUAUGUGCCGACAUUCACCCGUGGAUUCUGCUUUGCUCAACACCGAGACUGGGAGAUAGGAGUCCUCCCAAUGGCUUCCAUCUCACCGCAAGGCCCGUAUUCGUCCUCUCAGCCACAGGACGCGGGCAACGCCUAUAAGUACGAAGAUCCCACCGCAUACCAGAUCCCCUCUGGCUAUCCAACAAAUCAAUUCGAAGUCCCUCUGCCCGUCGCGCGUCCAGAACCAGAACCGCAACCCAGAGAACCCUCGAAGCCACAGUCUUCAGGUUCAUCAGAACCCAAAGUUCGUCUCCGAAAGGCCUGUGACAGCUGCAGUGUGCGCAAGGUCAAGUGCGACGAGACCGGUCCUCCUUGCAAAUCAUGCGCCGCCCUCGACAUUCCCUGCACCUUCGACCGUCCGAGUCGGAGACGUGGCCCGCCCAACAGACAUGCUGAAGCUAUCAAGAGACAGAAACUCGAGGGUGGGAACUUCGACGGCUCACGAAGCUCUCCCACUCAUGAUGCCGCCUACAGCCUUGCUGCCCUCGCCGCACCGACCCCGCUGUCCGCCGAGUCAAUAUGUGACCUACCGGCCUUGAAGGUUCUGCUGGACGAUUACUUUACGUAUAUCCAUCCAUUAAUACCUCUUCCACACGAACCCACGUUUCGAAGAUCAUUUGAAGCUAGAGAGGACAGAACAAAUCACAACUUCCUCGCGCUCAUUGCCGCCAUGGUUGAAUGCCUCGUAGCUAGUUUUCCGAGACGCCCCAGACAACUCUUUAUCACGGAACCAGGAAAGUCGCAGUUUCCCAACGCGGGGAGCUUGAUCGAUCGAUGCCAUCAAGUCUUCGUCGAAGCUCGCGGCCUUGGAUACAUGGAUCGCCCGAUGAAUCUGUACGACGCUAUUGCAAGCUAUCUCUCUGGACUGGCUGCUGGAUAUACCCUAGACAUCGCACGAAUGCGACUCUAUCUCGGCGAGUGUACCAUUAUUAUGCGGGAAUUGCAAUUCCACCGGCCAGAGAUCCAUCGGCCCGCUGUGACUCCGGCAGCAGCGUACGGCCCUGCCGACAUGCCCCGGCCGCCACUGGUUGACUACAUCUACCAGGAAUCCGGUCGCCGGCUUUUCUGGCUGUUGUUUGUGGGCGCAAUGUCGGCCCGACAGCUUGAUGAGGCUGAGGGUGACCUGUUGAUGCCUCCCGUAUCCCACGCGGAGAUGCUCCCACCCCUACCGGUCGAGGUCGAUGAUGAGUACAUCACUGAAACACAGAUUUUCCCCCAACCUCGAGGAGUCGUCUCUGAAAUGGUCGGGUUCAACCUCAAUGUCAAAGUCUUCCGAGCCUUUCACUUCUUGGCUGCCCUGGAAAUGGCGUUUGGUGCAAACAACGUCUAUGACUGGGAUCGUCAACGGCAAAUCAUCCGCCGCGCUCUUCAACACGUCAAGGAUGCUACGCGAGAUGCGCCUAAGGAAUUGCAGCUCAACCCGGCCAAUGGAUUCGGCGAGUGGCCUCCUACCCAAGCCGACAUAUCGGCAUAUUCCCACCUCUUCAAUGACCGCGAAGGAAGUGAGGGCGAUCCCCACGCCACCCCCGGCAGUGUCCGCGGAUCAUUCUCGAUGCCAUCCAAGCGAACAAUCCAGUUUGAGAUCCAGAAAGCGAAUAUAUACGCUACCCAACUUUCGUCGAGAUCGUACCUGGUAGAGAGGUUCUGGAACCUGUACGAGAUAGUGGAUCACGACAAGUUGACUUUUCCGUCGGAUAAGUCGGUCACAAGCUCGUCUCCCACGGCCGGGAUCGUGACAACGGGCAUGGAACACGGUUAUCGCCAGAUCGUCGGUCGUACCCCAAGCGACAACAUGAUGGACGCUGGAGAGCAGAUGAUGGCCGUUGAACGAGAAGACAUUGUGAGAGACAUGGCCCUGCUUCUGAAGAGCAUCAACCAGGUCAAUAUGGAGCCUAAUGGAAUGAGUUUCUGCAACAAGAUCCGAACCGUUGCGUCGACUUUGCUGGAGACCAAACGCGCCAGAAUGAGCGUCAUGCCCACGCUCGACUCCGAAAGUGUGAAUGCAUAUCUUCACGUGUUCCUCGAUAUCCUCUCCAAGUUGGAGCGCUUGGGUCCUGGCCGAUUCCGAGGUGUUGCUGAUGGCAACACUGGCGGCAUCCUACGGACGCCCGAGGAGAUUGAAGAGGAAGAGCUGAUCCACUGGGCGAGUCUGAAGGAGCAUCAGGAGCGAUUUGUCCGGACAAGCGGAUUUUGGUGAAGACUGUCCGAGGGUCUGCUUUUUGUGCAUAGUGUAAUGACUGAUGAUCUUUAUGGGUGUGAUGGGGGCUGGCUUGAUGAUGUAGCAGGGAAUAAUACAACAGGGGACCAGCAUUUGUUGCUAUUCGCGUGGAUGGACGAAAAGUGAAGCUUCAACCAAGGCUUGAUACCCCCUGGUGCCCCGUGGGAUGGUCGUCGAUCAGGGAUAUUGGCUGUCAGUGAUACAGACAUGAAGCUUUUGUCUAAUGACGACGCGCGGCAAUCUCACGCAUAGCUAGCUAUUGUUAUGACAGGGCUAGACAUAAUUGGCAUUAGCAUAUGAGUACAACAAAAACAUCGC